UUAUGGGUGCAUUCGUUUAUGCAGUGAUUAGCGCAUCCACUGCGCAUCCACUGCGUCUAUUAUCUGCGAGUCACGUGACAUCAUUUACCGAACGAUCACCUGCGUGAAUUGACUGCUCAGAUUGUAAUUGGAGUGCGCAACGUUUCCAAGUUCAAUUGGCUUAACAAUGGAGAAGACUACAUUCGUUUACGCAGUAGUCCGCAGUACUGCGAGCAAAGCAUCCUAAGCAGGACCUCCGAGAUGGCUGCGCAGAUAGGCAGCAGCUCUGCUUAAACGAACAACAAACUGCGCUGCAGUCGGUUGCGGAGGUGGAGUAAACGAACGACAUUUGCGGCAUUCUGCGGCAGUCACUGCAUAAACGAAUGCACCCUAUGAAUACCACUUUAUAAAUGAACACGUGAUUACUCUGACGACACGUGUUAUCAGCUGUCAUGAUAUUGGUUGGAUUUCUCGCGUAUGCGCACAAUAAAAUCUUAUAUAUAUCUUGAUUUUCGGCUACUGUGUCCCUCGAGUUUUGCGUUAUCACCAUGUGGGGUCUCCAUUAUCAGUUCGGAGAUUGCUCGUGACUCCUGCUGACCCUUAAUAAAAUCCCUCCGCGAGAAAAUAAUUUUAUCAAAGUAUAUACUUAUUAUAUAUAACAAAGGAAACGUGUGUGUGGUGAUGCGUCCCGCAAGGAGUUAAGUGCAUUAAAAAUAACCUCUCUCGUUGAUGCUCCGAGUUUGUUUCUUCGAUGUAUCUUUAUCGAAAUCCACGAAUUUGUGCGAAUACAUUUAACGUAUGUUACAAGUGUUAUGUGAACGCGAUCACUUAAUUUUUGACCCUUUUUGCAGUGAAUAUAUGUGAACAAUUCUGUUAUAUCAUAUGAUCCAACUUGAGGAAUGAGAUCUCUUUUUUUCAUUUGGUCGUGAAUUUAAUUGCACAUAUUUUUCGAAAUUAAAUAAAUAUUUGUGCUCGCAAUUUUUUUUUUUGAAGCAGCAGAAGUAAAAAAUAAGGAAAUACAGGUGAAUUUUAACCAUUGGUGGUAAGCAUUAAAACCGAUAACAUCUCAUCUAAUUUAUUGCGUGGUAUAACAGUAAAAAUGUCAUUGACAUAUCUGAAAUAAACCGGAACUGCGAACUGCAAUGAAUUUAAGCAAUGAGACUCUAGAUCAUCCAUCACCAUAUCUGCCAGGAUGGGUGACAUCUCAACUCUAUUUAUGAUAAGACAUGGUUUCUCUAUAUGAAUGUGAGAGGAUAAGAAAUGAUGAGAAUUCUAAUAUAACUGUGACAAUCAAAUAUAAAAUACAGUAAAUUAAGCACAAUUUACAUUGUUAUUUAUGAAUUAAAGAUGAUUGUCAAAAAUAAAUCUUGUCGAUUGUUGUAUUGUUUAAGUUAAUGUGAAUGUAAAUUUCACACACGCCAAGAUGGCAAUUGGAAAUAUUAUCUGUGGUGCAAAUACUCCAAAAGUGAAAAAGAAAAAAAUUAAGACAACUGAACGCAAUUGGAUAGAGGCUACAUUUCAAAAGAGAGAAUGUGCAAAGUUUAUUCCGAGCGUGGAAGAUGAGCAUAGAUGUUGCUGUGGCAAUUCAUACACUCAUCAUUGUGGAACUGGGGCAGAUGUUCAAAGUUACACUCUCAGUAAUACCAGAGAAAAAGAUCGUGAACAGUGGUUUCCAGGAAAAAAUACUCGCGCUUUCCCCACCGAUGCAUAUGGCACUAUAGAAUUUCAGGGUGGCCCGCAUCCUACAAAAGCACAAUACGUAAGAUUGGCUCAUGAUACACGACCGGAACCAAUUGUUCAGCUUUUAUGUCGAGAAUGGAAUUUAGGCUUGCCCAAAUUGUUAAUUACGGUCCAUGGUGGUAGAUCAAAUUUCGAGCUUCAGCCGAGUUUGAAGAAGGUUUUACGUAAAGGCUUAUUGAAAGCCGCUAAAACAACGGGAGCAUGGAUAUUCACGGGAGGAACCAAUACAGGUGUUACGCGACAAGUCGGUGAUGCUUUAUUGUUGGAACGUUCUCAACGACAAGGUCGAGUGGUGAGCAUAGGAAUUGCCCCUUGGGGAAUUUUGGACAAGAGUCACGAGUUGAUCAGUCGCGGUGGAGAAGUAUCAUACGAUUGUGUCUCCUCGCCAUGGACCAAAUACACAGUGUUAAAUAAUCGACAUGCCUACUUCUUAUUGGUGGACAAUGGUACUGGCGCUCGGUACGGUGCAGAAAUUGUUCUUCGUAGAAAAUUAGAAAAAUACAUUUCAAAUUUAAAAUUGCAACCAUAUACGCACAGCAGUAUACCUGUAGUAGCUUUGGUUAUCGAAGGCGGAACAAAUACAAUCCGUGCGGUUUUGGAAUAUGUGACGGAUGAUCCACCUGUACCAGUAGUAAUUUGUGAUGGCUCAGGACGUGCAGCUGAUCUGAUCGCUUUUAUGCAUAAGUGGAGAGAUGGGCAGACUGGUGAUGGAGAAGGGCCUUUGGAGGGCGUCAAGGAACAAGUUUUAGAAACUAUUAAACGCACUUUUCAAGUUUCCGCCGAACAGGCGAGUCAGCUCUGUUCAGAACUCUUGCAAUGUACACGAAAAAAACAUUUGAUCACUGUAUUCAGGAUCUCGCAAGAUAGACCACAGGAACUCGAUCAAACUAUCUUGACAGCUUUGUUUAAAUCAAAACAAUUGUCACCGGCUGAACAGCUGUCCCUUUCGUUAAUAUGGAAUCGCGUAGAUAUUGCUCGAAGUGAAAUUUUUAUAUACGGCCAAAAGUGGCCGCCUGGUGCUUUAGAACAGGCUAUGAUGCAGGCGCUUCAGCAUGACAGGAUAGACUUUGUGAAACUUCUACUGGAAAAUGGUGUGUCCAUGCGGAAAUUUUUAUCGAUACCCCGUCUCGAGGAGCUGUAUAAUACAAAAGAAGGCCCAUCAAAUACGUUGGGCUACAUCCUGCGCGAUGUACGGCCGAAUAUUCCACGAGGUUACAUGUACACCCUGCACGACAUCGGUCUCGUGAUCAACAAAUUGAUGGGUGGAGCGUAUCGAGCACAGUAUACGCGUAGAAGGUUUCGCGUUAUUUAUACCAAGGUGAUGAAGAAAUCUGGCGGUAAUCAGCAAUACAUGCAUCGGAACAGCUGCGCUCCGAAUUGCAAUACACGCUACGGCAAUACGGGCUCCGGUGGAAAAUCCGACAGUUUAACCAUGAGUCUACUCGCGGAAACAUUGCCGGCUCAUCGCGACACGCCUCUCUUCGACUACCCGUUCAACGAACUGCUCAUUUGGGCCGUAUUGACAAAGCGUCAGCAAAUGGCUCUGUUAAUGUGGCAACAUGGGGAGGAGGCCCUGGCUAAGGCUCUUGUUGCCCUGAAACUGUACAAGGCGAUGGCGCAUGAAGCGGCUGAGGAUGAUCUGGAAACCGAAGUUUAUGACGAAUUACGCGGUUAUGGCAAAGAGUUUGAAAAUAUAGCACUCGAAUUAUUGGACUAUUGUUAUCGACAAGAUGAUGAUCAGACACAACAGUUAUUGACUUCGGAACUUCAAAAUUGGUCAGGGCAGACAUGCCUGUCUCUCGCAGUUACAGCGAAUCAUCGACAAUUAUUAGCGCAUCCUUGUAGCCAAAUUAUUCUAGCCGACUUAUGGAUGGGUGGUCUUCGUACACGUAAAAAUACGAAUCUGAAAGUGGUUAUGGGAUUAUUCUGUCCUCUGUACAUAACGCGAUUAGAAUUUAAGAGUAGAGAAGAACUGCAACUGAUGCCUCAGACGCAAGAGGAACAUUUGAUUGCCCUAGAAGAUGAGAAAGAAGACAGCGAUUCUGAACAGAGUACACCCGCAGGGCCAGAUGUAGAGAAACGUCUGCGCAGGAGCCUGAGCGUACGCAACAAAUCCAUCAACCAACAAGGCGUAAAGGCUUUAAUUAGCAACGAGCACAAUACAACAAUAGUCAAGGAGACAAUUGUUAAAGAGAAUGGGAAAGUAUUAACUGACAACGACGAUGUAAUAUAUCGCUCUUAUGGUCUUCAAUCUGAGUAUUAUGAUAAUAAAACAACUAGGCCAUUAAGAUUAAGAAAGAAACUAUAUGAAUUCUACACUGCUCCGAUUACAAAAUUCUGGGCAAAUGCUAUAGCAUAUAUUAUCUUUUUGCUAUUCUUUUCGUAUUGCAUUCUGAUAAAAAUGGAGGCACAUCCAUCGUUAGCAGAAAUAUACGCAAUCGCUUACAUCUGUACUCUUGGAUGCGAAAAAGUACGCGAAAUAGUGAUCUCGGAACCUGCAAAACUCUCACAUAAAUUUAGCGUGUGGGCUUGGAACAUGUGGAAUCCAUGUGACGCUGCUGCAAUUAUAUUUUUCCAAAUUGGACUGGUUUUACGUUUGCGACCUUCAACUUUCGAUGUAGGUCGCGUCAUAUAUUGCGUUGAUUGUAUCUACUGGUAUUUACGAAUACUCAAUAUCCUUGGUGUCAACAAAUAUUUCGGUCCUCUUGUGACUAUGAUGGGAAAAAUGGUGAAAAACAUGAUAUACUUCGUGGUGCUUUUGCUAGUUGUGCUAAUGAGUUUCGGUGUAACCAGACAAGCUAUAUUGAAUCAAGAUUCUGAGCCCAAAUGGGGCAUAAUACGAGACAUAUUUAAGGAGCCGUAUUUUAUGUUGUACGGAGAAGUGUUCGCCGAUUCUAUAGAUCCUGUUUGUGGGGAAGAACCAGAAAUGAUACCGUGCCUUACAGGUCGUUGGAUCACACCUGCUGUAAUGUCCGUGUAUCUUUUAGUCGCCAAUAUUUUGCUGAUAAAUCUUUUAAUCGCGGUAUUUAACAAUAUUUUCAAUGAGGUAAAUGCUAUAGCUCAUCAAGUUUGGAUGUUCCAACGGUUUACCGUCGUUAUGGAAUAUGAGCAGAAGCCGGUUUUGCCGCCGCCGCUUAUAGUGGUCUGCCACAUAUAUUUGGUGCUGAGAUAUUGUCUCAGACACGUUACGCAAGGCAAAAGCGGCACUGGGGAGACUUGCGACAAUGGCUUGAAAUUGUUCUUAGAGGCCGACGACAUGGAACGGUUGUAUGACUUCGAAGAGGAUUGCGUGGAGGGCUACUUCCGUGAACAAGAGCUCAAGUUACAAAUGUCCACGGAGGAGCGUGUGAAAGUUACGACGGAUCGAGUGGAAAAUAUGCAUCAAAAGAUUGAGGAUAUCGAUAAGAAGGAAAGCAAUCAAAAUGCAUCUCUUCAGGCAGUCGAGUUCCGUAUCCGCAAAUUGGAGGAUUUGAGUCAGCAGACCGUGGCUCAUCUCGGAGUAAUUCAUCGUUUCAUGGCGACGUACAUGCCCAACGAGGGAUUGUCCGGCUUAGAGGCGCUGGAUAACGUUCGGCAGCGUCGUAUAUCGGAACGCUCGGAGGCCUUCUCCGAAACAGACUCUCACACGCAACUACCGACGUCCGCGCGUCGCAAGAAAUUUUUGCGUUCCUUCACCGACGCCGCUUACUUAAACGUCUGCCACCUAACGGAGGACGACAAGAUAUCUGAGAUCGUGACUUCCCGCGACAAUCUCAGCAGACACGAUUCCUCCGCGAGUAUAAACGCCCACGACGACGUGAAGACGACCGUAAGCUUGGAGACAGAAGGCAGCAAAAAUGUACUCGAGGGCGAAGCGACCGGCAGCAAGAAGGAGAUCCUGUCCGAAAGAGGAAUGAGCACUAGUAGAGAGGUGAGCAGAGAGGUUAGCGUAGAGACCACCAGCAAGGAGCAGAGCAAGGAGGUCAGUCGAGAGACCAGUAAAGAGGCCAGCAGCGAGUACCCGGCCUCGUCGGACGUCAGGCAGGAUUCCGCCGAGCGGAUGUUCCGACAGGACUCCGCGGAGCGUAGCACCACGUGCAGGCAAAACAGCAAGACCCGCUCGGAAUCGGACGACGUCAUACUGCUGCCUCCCUCUUCCAAUGUCCAGAGAGGAGUGACCUGGGCGGAGCCCCGGGUCGCCGUGAUCCCUUCGACUGCCAGUGCCCAAAGGUCGAUCCUGCUGACGAUGCGAGCCGAGUACACGAGCAUCACCGACGAGCUCGAGAGCUACUGCGGUCUGCUGAGUCCCCCGAGGACGCCGCCGAUCUCGCCGCCGCCUUCGCGCAUGUCGGAGAUGUCGAAUCCCGAGAUGGCGUGGCAGAUCGAGAACGAGCACCUGCGCAACGCCGAGGAGUGCGACUACCAGCAGAUGGAGGACCUGAUCCAGCGACGUUACUGCGCGAACGAUGAUGAUGUGGCAGCGUCGGCUGGUGUCGCGAGCGAGGUGCAGAUCGACGAAGCCGUCGUCUGCUUCUUCAACGUUUCCAGCGAGCAUCGCCAGUUGCGCCGAGCCUCCGCGAUCGAGGAGGACCCUCGCCGGCCGCAGCCGACUAUCAGCGUCGCUCGCGAGAUCGAACAGACGCUCGCGAGACCGGAAGCGGCCGAUGCGAACGGCAAGAAUUUAAGUACCGUACCUGCCCCCGCCUCCGAAACCAUGUGUUGAAGGAGAAGAGGAAUGUACAAGCUUGGAAUAAUUAUUUUCAUGCCAAACAUUUGAUGUUUCAUGCUCAAUUGUUUAGCAAUACAUAUUGAAAUUUUGAACAAUUUUAAAACAAUUGUAAGAAAUUAUAUACACACACACACACACAAAUAUAUAUAUAUAUAUAUAGGGUGUCCCAUAAUUCGCGGACCACCUUUCAUGGACAAGUAGAGCACGUUUAAACUGAAUAGAAAAGUCAUGUACCGUUUUGCUAAAUUCGUAAUAAUUAUUGAGUUAUUAACUAAAAUAUCUAAACGAAUGAGCGGGUA
Messenger RNA from Nylanderia fulva, 6726 nucleotides. RefSeq names its product transient receptor potential cation channel, subfamily M (gene Trpm). NCBI's taxonomy places the organism in Eukaryota, Metazoa, Arthropoda, Insecta, Hymenoptera, Formicidae. Gene Ontology annotation, cellular component: plasma membrane. Gene Ontology annotation, molecular function: monoatomic cation channel activity. The record is from RefSeq and is a predicted model, not a curated record. Gene Ontology annotation, biological process: metal ion transport; protein tetramerization; monoatomic cation transmembrane transport.